AUGGAGUUUUUUCCACUUAACGAUAACUCAAAUCGAAGUUUAUGCGAUUUUCUUAUGUCUGGUGUCAAAGACAGUAAAUGGACGCAAGUAUUUGUUUUUCCACUGUCUUUGCCAAACAUCACGCAAGGCAAUCGUAAACAUGGGGAUCGUUGGAUAUUUGUGGAUUCAAAGACCUCAGGCGAUUUGCGUGUGUACCUAAAUGGUCUUUCAUUUUCUCGAAACACAGGUAAUAACCUGUUUGCUUGGGGCAACAUUUUUUGCUACAGUCCGAAUGCAGGAGAAGAUUUUUUAUGGUUGCUGGAUUGCUGUGGUCAGAAAUCUAAUAUAACAAUGUUCACGUCUGCUGAAGAUGGAUCGUAUUCGUUUCUUAAUGACUUGCAACAGAUAUGGUGGGGUCACACUGACUUUGCAUUUCUUCAUUACCUGGAAACAGCAAACAAAUGGAACGUUGGUUUGAUGACUGUUGGAAACAUCUGCAAGGGAUCUCACAAGAUUCUUUCGAUGUUCUUCGAUUCCUUCGGCAAACUGUGGAAAGUGGUGAAAUGUGAUAAUCAGACAUCAAAGUUUCCUUGCAUCUUAAAACGUAAGGUCGCCAUCCUAGACAUCCUAUCGCACUCUCAUCUUAUAAAAGAACAGACAUCGUUAGAUCAUGACAUCCACGAAAUAUCUACCAUUCUGGAGCAUGGUGUCGAAUCUCUAUCCCCCAAACAUUGUUUGACAUAUUCCAUCGUAUACGAGGCACCAUAUACCAGUCGUUAUCUUCAACAAGUUGUUGAUAUAGUCGAUGUGCCUCACAUGGUGAACACAUUACCUGUGUCUAUAGACUUUCUCAAGAAAUAUUUGAAGAAUCAACGGGCCUCUCUUAUUAACCCAAGAGCUGUGAAACAAUCCAUGAUGAAACAUUCAUUACCGAAACGAAUUUAUCUCACCAAAGGCGAAACGUACAACUUCACUGUCACCUUGACAUUAGACGACAGCAAACCAAAUUAUGGAAACGUGUUUUGGUCUAUUAUGGAUCAUAUGAUAUUGUCGCAUAAGGUCUCUGACUUAUCCUCCCUCAACGUCACAGCUAUAAGAGCCGUUUUUAGACACAAAAGAACUGUAAAGUACCAGUUCAGUUUGAAGGACAGUGGUCUUUUCCCGGGAAAAACAGCGCCAGGAAUCGCCCUUCGUCCAGUUCACUUUCAAGUACAGCCUUGGUUAACCGACGGGACUUGUGUGAAGGAAAACACAGGGAAAGGAGUUUUACAGGGUACCGAGUCGAUGACGGUGUUAUUGGGUUGUCCUCCCAGCAUGAAAGUCGUUUUCGAUCCGGAGGCUACCGUUAAGGCCUCGGGAAAGAAUCAAUUUUGCAAUGAAAAAAAUGGAAUCGCGUGCUUUCUCUUCGACCUCACAUUUUAUCCAGUGUUUAAUAUUGUGGACGGAACAACUGGUAAUACGUCUGUCUUUACUGGAAAAUAUCAACUUCGUAUAGUUGGCGGAGGCAAAAAAAUAAACUCUAUCAGAGAGUACGACGAUGGUGAGAUUGCUCGUUAUAACUUUCAUGAUUUUGCUGAUUCAACGUCAAGUCUUAUCUGGACUCCUAAGGAGAAGAAUUUGGCUUCUUUGCCAUCAUUCAACAUGUCCAACAAUGGAUUUCAAUGGCUGUGUGGGAGAACGAGUCCAUGUUCACAAAUAUCCCCAGUGUUCCCAAAUUCACCGGAGUUCUUCUUCAAAAUAGAAUUUUCAAACAGGCAUGCUAAUGAUGAAAGUCUAAAUUGUGACUUGACGGCGCAAUUCAUUAUUCGUAUUCAUGGUUUGCCCUUGGGCUCGUUGUACCCUGCUACAGUCAUUGUUGCUACUUGCAUGGCUAUCAUCACAGCUUAUGUAUUGGCAAUGUUCUCGUUGACAAGAGAUAACCACAAGCAAUGGAAUAUGAUACGUGACUUUUUCCAAAUGAAGAAGAACUCAGCGUUGAUUUGGAUACGCCGAAGGUUUAAUGUUGUAAAAAUAAGACCAACACCGGAUCAUUUCAUUGAAGAAUGUGGUGGAAAAGAUGUCGGAUGUGGCAUUUUGAGAUUUGGUGGUAAAACACACACCGCGAGCAGCUCUGUCACUGAAUUUACUACUUAG
This is a messenger RNA of Xenia sp. Carnegie-2017, 2112 nucleotides long. RefSeq lists its product as uncharacterized. Bases 1 to 2112 code for a protein of 703 amino acids. Gene Ontology annotation, cellular component: CatSper complex; motile cilium; sperm principal piece. The record is from RefSeq and is a predicted model, not a curated record. The transcript is spliced from 17 exons. Lineage: Eukaryota; Metazoa; Cnidaria; Anthozoa; Malacalcyonacea; Xeniidae.